Molecule: messenger RNA, 1010 nt
Organism: Xylaria bambusicola
Lineage: Eukaryota; Fungi; Ascomycota; Sordariomycetes; Xylariales; Xylariaceae
Exons: 1
Coding region: 318-620 (100 amino acids)
Source: RefSeq, a predicted model, not a curated record
AGGCAGUAGUAGGUAGCCGCCUCGCUUUCGGACUCGCUGUAGAUAAUCUAGGUACUUACAUAGUACAUACAGUAGGAUCCAGGCGGUAGGGACUGCUUUGAUCUGCUGGAUGUACUUAAGUACUGUAUGUAUACAACAAAGCCACUUCAGCCAACUCCAGAUACUCCAGACACAAGCGAGCAGCAAGGGAUGUGGUUGGCCCAGAUGCGCUGUGCUGGCAAGCUAAUGUAGUAUGUAGCAGUAGUGAGUGAGUGAGCGGACAGGUUAUGUAAGUAGUCAUCAGCGAUGUGGGUGCAGCAGUACUACUAAGUAGCGGGAUGGGCAAAGCCGCCGUGACUGUGACGGUCAGCAGGAUAUCCCCGAUGCUCGCCCUUUCUUAUGCCACCUGCCCAGGCUCGCCAGGCACUACAUGCCCUCGCAUGCCCUCAUGGAGAUCCCUCAUGGAGAUGGGCCUCUCGUCGCGGAACAUGGUCGCAGAGACAGAUCAAGUAAACGCAUCCGGUACGACAUGCGAGGACCUUGUACGUGUGGGUGUGGUGGUUUAUUGCCUAGCUCCGAUGACCUCCGCUGCUUGGACGCGGGGAGUUGUUGAACGGCCACAAAACGGCCUUAUGACUUAAGCAUGGUACCAGCGAUCGGAGCUGGGCAUUGCAUCACGGCGGUGAAGAGACUCGCACUAAGUUCGCGUUGUCGGGUACAUUCUCAUACAGGUUCCAUAAUUCCUGCGGACUGAUUAGUCGUACCGCUACGGUCGUCGUGAUCUUCUUCUCUGUCGUUGACGGCCGCAGGUCUCAUGCCUUGCCUGUCGAGCCUGUCUGCCCGUCUGCCUGCCUGCCUGCCUGCUUCGAACCAAGGCAGUAGUGUAGAGAGCAGAUACCAAGGUUAAUGUAUAAUAGGUAGGUAGUUGUGUUGACGUUAAGAAGCCAGGCUAGUCCUACCUAGGCAGUAGAUACUCUACCUAGGUAGCUAUUAGUAUUAGUAGCAUACCCUACAUACUUCGCAUCGUGGAC